This is a messenger RNA of Neltuma alba, 2206 nucleotides long. RefSeq names its product protein DETOXIFICATION 46, chloroplastic. The record is from RefSeq and is a predicted model, not a curated record. The transcript is spliced from 14 exons. Gene Ontology annotation, biological process: transmembrane transport. Bases 204 to 1889 code for a protein of 561 amino acids. Lineage: Eukaryota; Viridiplantae; Streptophyta; Magnoliopsida; Fabales; Fabaceae. Gene Ontology annotation, cellular component: membrane. Gene Ontology annotation, molecular function: xenobiotic transmembrane transporter activity; antiporter activity.
CAAGCAACCAUUUGCUUCUAAAUUUAUCGUUUUCUGAAUUCUGAUAAGGAAACAUCCAAACCAAUUGUUGGGCGUGCAGAAUUACAAGCCACUCGCUUUUCGGCCCCUUUUUGGGGCUUUGUCUUCCUUUCUCUUCCUUCCAUUUUCUUGGAAGUUCGAAACCACUCUUCUGCUUCACUCCUUCAUCACCGUCAAAAUCAGAGAUGGCACUUCAAACUCGCUUUCUUCACAACACUCUCUACAAGAACCCUUGUGCUUCUUCAUCACUUCCUCACUCUUCAGCCUCCUUGUUCUCCAAUCACCAACACCUCGAUUCAUCCCCACCUGCAUUUCGCAUUCCUACUUUUCCUUCAAAUCCAUUCCUUAGAACUCCCCGGACGCAUCGUGAUUGGUUAGUCACUUGCGUUAAUCGGAAUCUAGAACUCAUUGAUGAUAGCCGCGAAACUUCUGUGGCAAAUGAGGAUUAUGUGGAGGAGGAUUCUCGGGAACAAGAUGGCGAAGUUGAAGUCGGGGGAGAGGUUGAGAAGAAGGAACUGGCUGACCAGAGUAUAUGGGGUCAGAUGAAGGAAAUUGUCAUGUUUACAGGACCAGCAACGGCACUUUGGAUAUGCGGACCACUGAUGAGUCUCAUUGAUACGGCUGUUAUUGGUCAGGGAAGCUCCAUUGAGCUAGCUGCCUUAGGCCCUGCUACAGUUGUGUGUGAUUACAUGAGUUACGCGUUUAUGUUUCUCUCGAUUGCAACUUCUAACAUGGUUGCUACUGCCCUUGCUAAACAGGAUAGAGACGAAGUACAGCAUCACAUCUCUGUCUUGCUUUUAGUUGGGUUAGUUUGUGGCUUCGUGAUGCUUUUGUUCACAAGAUUCUUUGGUGCAUCAAUGCUCACUGCUUUUACUGGGUCAAAGAAUUUGCAUGUAGUUCCUGCAGCAAACACUUACGUACAGAUUCGAGGCUUGGCAUGGCCUGCAUUACUUGUUGGAUGGGUUGCUCAAAGUGCUAGUCUUGGUAUGAAGGAUUCCUGGGGACCCUUGAAGGCUUUGGCCGCCGCUAGUGCUGUAAAUGGCAUUGGUGACGUAGUAUUAUGUAUUUUUCUGGGCUAUGGUAUUGCAGGGGCCGCGUGGGCUACAAUGGCAUCACAAGUGGUUGCUGGGUACAUGAUGCUUCAGAGUCUAAAAGAGAAGGGAUAUAAUGCAUAUGCCCUCUCCAUCCCCUCAGCCCAAGAGCUUUUUUCGAUAGUUGGGCUUGCUACCCCUGUAUUUGUUACACUGAUAUCAAAGGUGGCUUUCUACUCACUACUUAUAUAUUUUGCCACAUCAAUGGGCACACAUACAAUGGCUGCUCAUCAAGUCAUGGUUCAAACCUACACCACAUGUACAGUAUGGGGUGAACCUCUCUCUCAAACUGCCCAAUCAUUUAUGCCGGAAUUGAUUUAUGGCGCUAAGCGGAGUUUGGCAAAGGCUAGAGUACUUCUAAGGUCUCUAGUAAUAAUUGGAGCUAUACUCGGAUUGCUGUUAGGAAUUGUUGGGACAUCAAUUCCUUGGUUAUUCCCCAAAAUUUUUACACCCGAUCAGAUGGUUAUCCAGGAGAUGCACAAGGUGCUGAUUCCAUACUUCUUAGCGCUUGCUGUAACACCCUCCACUCUUAGCCUUGAAGGAACAUUGCUGGCUGGACGCGAUCUGAGAUUUAUGAGUUUAUCAAUGGGCGGAUGCUUCACCUUCGGUGCAUUUAUCCUAUUGAUACUGAGCAGCAGGUAUGGCUUGCAAGGCUGCUGGUUUUCGCUCGCAAUAUUUCAAUGGGCUCGCUUUUCGAUGUCCCUCCAGCGUCUUCUUUCGCCCAAUGGCAUGUUAUUCUCUGAAGAUUUUGAGCAGUAUAAGCAGCUCAAGGCUGCGUAGGUUGGGAGCUCUGUUUUAUAAUAAUCAUGACACACCUUAAUCGGGAUAGAAGCACUCUUGUAUUUAUAGUAUCAAAAAGGUAGGCAUGCGCUUGUGAUCAUAUGCCAGGGCUCACAUGAUUAAUUCUUAGAAGCAUGACGUAAUGCAAGCAAUUUAUAUGCCCAAGUGCUCCGACUGUAAUUUUAUUUCUAAAUUUAGAUCGAUAUUAUAUUCAGCGAUCCAGGCACACAAACCAGGCCCGAUGGAGAAGGUAUUACACACCUAAAAUUCGGUAUCAUUUAUAUGCUUCCUCCAUAAAAAUAUUUAUUGCCAAAACU